AUGUCUUCCUCAUCAAAAGCUUUCCAAUGGCUAAGCCUUGUGGGCAUCAUAUGGCUUCAAUCUAUAAACGGAACAAACACCACCUUCCCUGCGUACUCAUCCCAACUCAAGAACACUCUCUCCAUGUCCCAACUGCAGAUCAACAAUCUCGUCUUUGCCUCCGACGCAGGGAAACUAUUUGGUUGGUUUUCCGGCAUUGCUGCUAUUUACCUUCCCCUUUGGCUAGUCCUCAUGAUCGGCUCUCUUCUCGGGUUAAUCGGCUACGGCGUGCAAUUUCUCUUCGUAACGAACCAACUCGCAUCUCCAGCAUAUUGGCAAGUAUUCUUGCUCACCAUGGUGGCCGGAAAUAGUGUAUGUUGGAUCAACACUGUUUGCUAUGUUGUCUGUAUUCGGAACUUUCCGUUUCACCAACAGGUUGCUGUGGGAUUAACAACAAGUUACCAAGGAUUGAGUGCAAAAAUCUACACAGAUAUUGUCAGUGCUUUCUUUUCUUCUUCACCUCAUAAGAGAGCCAGGGCUUAUCUUCUUCUAAAUUCUCUCCUGCCUUUAAUAGUCUGUGCUGUGGUGGCACCGUUCGUGAGAGACAUUGAUGUGGUUACUGGGAAGCAGCCAAGGAACAUGGCAACGGGGUUCAGAUUAAUGUUUGUGAUAACCAUUGCCACCGGAAUCUAUGCGGUCAUCACCAGUUUAGGAUCAAUGAUCGGCUUAGACAGAAUGAUAGGUACCGGGGUGUUCCUACUGAUCCCCUUGGUAAUCCCAAUUGCGGAAAAAAUCAGAGAUAUAUUAUCAAGAAGAUGGAGCCUAGCAGACAGAGAGAACAAAGUGUACAAUGUCAGCAUAGAUGAUCAGAAUGGCCUUGAGAGCAUAGAGAGUGGUGUGGUGAAAGAGGAAGAAGAAGAGGAACAUACUACCACAGUGCAGGUUCAUAAUGAGGUCAGCGAAGUACAGGUUCAGCACGGUUUUGGUGUAAGAGAGGAGAUUGGAGUGAAGCUGAUGGUGAGAAGGAUAGAUUUCUGGUUAUAUUUCCUAGUCUACUUUUUCAGUGCAACAAUUGGGCUUGUGUUCUUGAACACCUUGGGACAGAUAACAGAGUCAAGAGGCUCAUCUAAGACUUCUUCCUUGGUUUCUUUAUCUUCUUCAUUCGGGUUCUUUGGCCGUCUCAUGCCUUCUCUUCUCGAUUAUUUCUUCGCAAGAAGCAAGCAUAUGAUUUCAAGGCCUGCAUUCCUGGUGGCAGUAGCGGCACCGAUAGCAGGAGUUUUCUUCUUGCUUCUCAACCCGGCUAACGUCUCCCUUAUCAUCAGUACCGCCGUUAUAGGAGUGUGCACUGGAGCAAUUACUUCUAUUGCAGUGUCCAUAACCACAGAGUUAUUCGGGACCAAGAAGUUCUCAAUAAAUCACAAUGUGGUGGUUGCGAAUAUUUCAAUCGGGUCGUUUCUUUUUGGCUACUCGUCUGCUCUUCUUUAUCGCAAGGAAGGAAAUGAUGAUGGUAGCUGUUUGGGAAUGGCUUGUUACAAAGGCACCUUCAUUAUCUGGGGUAGUCUUUGUACAUUAGGGACUGUUCUAGCUUUAAUGCUAUAUGCAAGAACAAGAAAGUUCUACUCCAAAAGAUCAUAA
This is a messenger RNA of Fragaria vesca subsp. vesca, 1614 nucleotides long. RefSeq lists its product as uncharacterized. NCBI's taxonomy places the organism in Eukaryota, Viridiplantae, Streptophyta, Magnoliopsida, Rosales, Rosaceae. The transcript has 2 exons. Gene Ontology annotation, cellular component: membrane. Bases 1 to 1614 code for a protein of 537 amino acids. The record is from RefSeq and is a predicted model, not a curated record.